AUGCUUCAGAUUGCAGGUGAAGAGUCCGAGGGGAGGGUUGACUCCUCGUCUGAGGACGACAGAGCUUCGCGGACCUCAUCGGCCCAGAGGUCCAGAGGUGGAGGGGGUGAUGAGAGGGCCCAAUCGCCGGGCCUUCGCAUUGUUGCUUCUACCAGUUCCCUGGGCUCCACCUCUGCUGCGGCUGGAGGCACAUCAUCCAGGGCCCAGAGGAAGAGGUCCAAGAAAGAACACCGGGAUGUGUCAGACGUGCUGGCGAACCUGCUAGAGGAGUCACGACAGGAAGUGAAGUCGGCCAGAGAAAAUUUCUCAAGUGCCAGUCAGGGCCGUUGUGAGCGUGACGCGUGGGGGGAGUGGCUGCUUUCUGUUCAGCGUGAGAUAGUGCCACAGCAGUGGCGCCACUUCCAGGAACAGACUUUUAGAUUGGCCAUGAACUGCCUCACCGUCCCUCAGCUAGCGGCUGGCUACGAUCAGCAGCAGAUGCCCCCUCAGCAGCAGAUGCCCCACCACCAGCAGAUGCCCCACCAGCAGCAGAUGCCCUAUCAGCAGCAGAUGGCCCACCAGCAGCAGAUGCCUCCUCAGCCGCAGAUGCCUCAUCCUCAGCAGCAGCCACCUCAGUUUGUGCCACAUACUUCCUUUACGCCACAGCAGGGAGCAACGCAGCAGCCCCAGUUUCUGGCACCCACCCCACCAAUGCAGAGACGCAGUACGCCAUCUCCUCAACAGGCGAGUUUCCAACACCGUUCACACUCGGCGCCACCCGUAUGGGACACCCUGGCAAGCAACUAUGCUGCUGGAAGCGCAUCAUUAAUCAACCAGGCCUGGUCAAUGUCAGGCCAGUCAAGCAGCCAGGGCCAGGGUCAGGGUCAGUCGAGUACUCAGGGUCAGUCGAGUACUAAGCAGAGCAGUCAGAGUGAGCAGAGCAGUCAGGGUCAGCGCCAGCCCCUCACCCCCCUCACCCUUCGCCCGAGAACGUCACUCACCUUUGGCGAUGCCCUGGAUACACCACCGUCCUAUGCACCCAGAGACUCUGCUGAGACAGUGUCACAGACUUUACGGGAUGCACAGCUCACACUGUCUCAGCCCAGUGCAGAACAAAUGGUGUACGUGCCGGCUGAAGUACACCCGGAACCAUCCGCAUCAGGGGACUCGUCGUCAAGUAGUCAGGGAGAGGAGGACGUCUAG
Molecule: messenger RNA, 1182 nt
Organism: Ostrea edulis (European flat oyster)
Lineage: Eukaryota; Metazoa; Mollusca; Bivalvia; Ostreida; Ostreidae
Exons: 3
Coding region: 1-1182 (393 amino acids)
Source: RefSeq, a predicted model, not a curated record